Messenger RNA from Phyllopteryx taeniolatus (common seadragon), 5803 nucleotides. It is a transcript of the gene tdrd15, whose product is annotated as tudor domain containing 15. The record is from RefSeq and is a predicted model, not a curated record. The transcript has 6 exons. Bases 296 to 5554 code for a protein of 1752 amino acids. NCBI's taxonomy places the organism in Eukaryota, Metazoa, Chordata, Actinopteri, Syngnathiformes, Syngnathidae.
UGAUUGGUUCGAAAUCACAACUCAAAACUUCCGCCGGCCAAUCGGGUGGCGGCUUCGGUGAGGUGAGCAGCGCUAGUGUCUGUUUAGCUUCCGAUCGCCGGAAAAAAAUAAAAAAAGAAAAAAGAAAAAAAGCUUCAGGGAGCGAUAGUUGCUCACAUCGACGACCACUCAAAAGAAUGGUGGGUGAAUCAAGUUCAGAGUCAGCAGAUCUCAAUGAAGGUGGACAAUAUGGUGCUGACUGUUUGGCCUCGUCAGAGUUUGUAUUUGGCAUAUGAGCAUUUCUGAAUAAGCAGCCAUGCUUUCAUUGUUGAACACUCAACAUCACAGGUCGGAGGAUUCAGGUCCAUCUGGGCCGUGUGCCCUCUGGACAGUGGACCUUAAGCUAUCCCACUUAGACUGGAACCCCGAAGCAACCCUGAUCCACUUCCAGGGACAAUACCUGACCAUAUACGAGCUGGACUACAUAAUCUUGCAGCAGGAAAUCCAGAACACACCAAAGACCAAAGCUGAGGUGGACAUCGGUGAAUUUUGCCUUGUCGAAGACGCAAGUGCAGCUUACUGGUACAGAGGAAGGGUCCAGAGGCACAAAGAUGGCGUGUCGGAUGUGUUUCUCAUCGACCAUGGCAGCGUCUUGAGUGUGGAUGUGGCUCAUAUAUCUUUGUGCUCCAAUGAUUUGUUCAUCCUGCCUCCAAAGAUUGUUUGUGGCUUCCUCGCUAACGUGCUAGUGCUUGGCGGCUCUUGUAAUUCCUCCAGCGUAGUAGACUUCCUCUCGAGCCUGAUCGGAAAGAACAUCAAGGGCUACAUCCAGGCCCUUCUGCCUCACAGAGUCCUCCUGCUGGAUGCUCCUGACAUCAACAACGAGCUGGUCAGGCACGGAUUUGCAAACCAUAUGGACAAGGACACUUUUCUCCUGUUGGUGGAGUUGCUCACAGAGGCACCUCUCAAACAAAACAUUGAUCCCGUUCCUGACUUGCUUGUCGACAAGCAGAGCGGACGUGAGUAUCGAUACAAGUCGAGUGGACUGAAGGUCUAUGAGCAAAUCUUGCCUUUUUGCGGGCCCAGAAUGAGCUGUGGCACCCGUGCUAAAGUCCGGGUGACAGCCGCUGUCCACUCGGGCCUCUUUUACUGUCAAAUGGCGAGUAAGGAGUCUGAUCUUUUGGUCAUGUCCAAGAAGUUGGGUGCCGGUGAAUGCAGAAGGAAAUCUCACCAACACAACACUCAAGAUAACGUGGGUCUUCUCUGCUCGGUCAAAGGCAAAAGCGGGAAAUGGUACAGAGGCUUUGUGCAGUUCAUCCCGGUUAAUUCACAAGUCCGAGUCUUGUUUGUGGAUUUUGGAUUCCCUGAAUCGGUCAAACUCGAAGACGUCCACAGUUUGCCGCCCGAUUUGUACUCGACACCCAUCAUGGCAUUCCCAUGCUCGCUCUCUUCUCUGAAGGCUCAGGAUGAGCAGCUCAUGAGUCAGCAGUUGAGUUUCCUCAAGGCAGGCUUGCUCGGGGGGGUCUUAGAUGUGCAGAUCGAUAGUUUUGAUGAAGAGCACCACCUCUACUUGAUCACGGUAGUCGCUGCUCUGGAUAAAUAUACAACAGAAGAAGUUUCAAGACAGCCGCCUCCUCAAAUAAAAGAUGAGUUAUGUUCUACUGCAGAAGACGUGGCCCCCCAGGGUGGCCCCCUGUGCUUCGAGACCAUCAUAGGCCGAGAACUGGUUAAAACACUGAAAGAGGAGGAGCUGCAGUCGAACUCUGUGUUUGAGGGCUACCUUGAACAUGCUCGCAACCCAAACAACUUUUGGAUCCGAACCCAAAAACGAAACUAUGAGUUCCAGGAGAUGAUGAACAAAAUGUCAGAUCACUUCGCUAACGUGAAGCUUGAAGAUGAUAUUUUGUUGAACCCCGAGCCUGGAGCGUUGUGCUGCGCGAUGUAUGAGGAAGACAUGCACUUUUACAGGGGAGUGGUCACAAAGAAACUCGAGCAUGGCUCUGAAGUUCUGUUCAUUGACUUUGGCAAUAUCCAGAAAGUUCCUUGUGCUUUGAUCAAGAAGAUUCCUGAGACAUUUGCCAGCAUUUCCGCAUUUGGCCUCUGUUGUACUCUGGUUAAUGUGAUGCCUCUGGACGACGUGUGGACCUGCUCGAACUCUGACUUCUUCAGAGCAAUGCUGUCCAACAAGGAGCUGCUUGUCCACAUCGUCCAGAUCACGCAACAUAAGUGCAUCAUUGAUCUCUACGAGGUGGGAUGUGACCACGGUUGGAGCAUCAGCGAGCUCAUGGUUUCUGCCAAACAAGCCGACUACUGGAACAACAUUCCAGUGAAGCCUGUGGAGCUAAAUCAGAAAGAUAAAAGGACGGAUACAGGAAUCCAGGAAUCACAUAUCAAUGGAAAUGAAGCCUGGGACAAAUCUGAAAAACAGUCGUCUGUUCCUACGAGCUUCAAAACCUUGGAUAUCCAACCCAAUUGUGAGUUCACAGUCCAGUGCUCUUGCAUCUACUCCCUGUCAGAUUUUUGGUGCCAGCUGCAGGAUAAAGUUCCGGAUUUAGAGGAUAUGAUGUGUAAAAUUCAGCAGUAUUAUACCCUGCAUACAGUCACCCUCAAACAUGAAGAGUUGUGUUGUGUUGCAAGGUCACCUCAGGAUGGGAAAUGGUAUAGGGCCUCGAUCCAAGAGAGAGAAAAAAAACACAUCAAGGUGCUGUUGGUGGACUAUGGUGUUAGUGUCCAAGUUAAGGACAAGCAAUUGCAGAGAAUAAUGCCGGAAUACUUCAAACUAGAAGGCCAAGCUUUCCAAUGCUGCCUUCUUAACCAGAUUGAACUGGUUGGAAACUCUCAAGAGAUGUGUAACCACCUGAGAAAGUUUAUCGCAGACAGCUGCGGCUACCUGAGGUGUAAAGUUGUUUCACAGUUGAAUGACAAAAACGAGCUGUUGAACAUCGUGGAGCUGUACAACACCCAAACGCAGCAGAGCUUCACGAACCAGCUCAUGGAGCAAAGUCUGGUGAAACUGGACUUUCCCAAGGAGUUUGUCUACUCAUCCUUUGACUUAAUGCCUAACCACGAAGAAGAAGUCUACAUUACCCAUGUCAGCGGUGAGUGGGACAUAUACUGUCAACUCUGUCGCAACACUGAAGCCAUCCAAAACCUUGAAGUGAAGAUUUCAGAGGAAAUGAAGAAAAUUAAGAGAGCCAAUGCGGAAGAUGCUCCAGUGAAACCGUGCCUGGCAAAAUACUUGGAUGGAAAUUGGUACAGAGCCCUGGUUCAGACCACUCCGUCCCUGAUGCAUUUCAGUGUGUUCUUUGUGGAUUACGGAAACACUGGUAUUUCUGAGAAAACACAUGUUGUGUCCAUCCCGAGAGACUCUUAUCAUUUGUUAUCAACACCCAUACAAGCUUUAAAGUUCAACCUGGCUUCUGUGUCAAGGAAGGAUCUCUACAUCGAAGUGAAGGAAUGGCUGGAUAAAGCCGUCCUCAACAAGCAGAUGAAAGCAAUCAUCCUUGGCACGCGUCAAGAUGGUUCCUUUGACGUACAGCUCUUUGAUGGCGAUCUAAACCUCAACGAGAAGGCCAAGGAGCUCAUUGGGAGAGUUAUGCCGAAACCAAAGUCCACUGUGAAGUUUACCUACGUGACUAAAAACGACAAAAGAUCAACUUCUUCCAGGAGUAAGAAUUUAGCCAAGGGGAAGUCUUACUCUUCCAAAGCCAAUGAACACAGAUGCAGUCAUGUCAGGGCGAGACCACACUCAAAGAAGGAACAUGUGAAGUACUUUGUUGAUGUGACGGCUAUGAACCAGUUCAGGCAACCCAGACUCCCCAAAAAUGCGAGAACAACUAAUUCUAAAACGCAUCCUUUGAAACAUUUUGAAGAACCGCAUGUCUCCAGAGUAAACCUACAGAUUGAAAAGAAGAAAGGGCCUCAAGCUUGUGAGAACCCUCCACUCUCAUGUUUGCCAGCCAGGAAGGAAAAAGAAGGUUGCAGUUUGAUGUGUUUUGCUUCCCACAUCGACUCAGUUGGGAGCUUUUUCCUGCAGCUCUUGGAUGAUGAAGUUGCCAUCUUGAAAAUGGUUGAAGAAAUCAACUCGACAGCCGAGCAUUCCUUGAGGUCCGCCUUCUACGUGCGAUUCAAUGACCUCGUCCUGGUACGGUACGAUGAGAACGCCACUCUCUAUCGCGCGGUCAUCAGGGCCUACGAGGACGGGUCCCGUUAUAAGGUGAACUUCCUGGACUAUGGCAACUCUGCAGUCGUUGAGAAGGAGAAGCUCUACAUGUUGUCCCAAGAGUUUCUUUCUCAGCCAGCAUUCAGCAUCCAUUGUUGCCUGGUGGACUCGAGCCUUUAUGACGAUGACUCUGCUUUCACCAACGCUGUGAUGGGGAAAUCGCUCACAGUUCACUUUGUCCGUAAACAUGAAACCAUCUGGGAAGUAGAAAUUGAGAUACUUGACUCCGAAGAAACGCUUGGUGAACAAAUGUUGAAACCCCAGGAGGGAAUGGAGGGUCCUGCAUGUUCUUCGGAAACGGCUGAAAAAGCGAAGAUUUGCGAUCAGACUGCCCUAAAUGUCACAGAGAAUGAACAAGGAACAACUGACACCAAUGUUAAGGACACAAAACUUACCAAGGCGUCGUUUGAAACCUUCAGAAACAAAAGUAAGAGACCUGUCAAAAUCAGGCCAAAAUGGAAGGGGAUUUUAAAGAAAACAUCACAAUCUGUCAUCAAAAAGAGGGACUGUGCAAAUGCACCAUUUGCUUUCCUCACUCAGUUACUGCAGCAAAACCAACAACUGCCUUAUGAAACCCAAAAUCAGGAACCUCUCCCAGACACAAGUCCCCAUCAGCAUCUUGCCUUUGCUCCCAUCUCUCUUGACAAAGAGUACUUUGGUGUUGCUGCAUCAGUGAAGACUCCGUCCGAGUUCUGCGUGGUUCUGAAGGACUCUCUGCCCGUCGUGAACCAAGUGGCUAUCCUGUUGGAGGACCUCUCUGGGUACAAGUUAGCACUUCUUCCCAAAUAUUCCCUCAUGCCCGGUGCCAGCUGCUUGUUGAGAUCAGACCUCAACAAGUGGUGCCGUGCUGAAAUCCUACAUGUGGACUCAUCCACCGUGGUCCUGAACCUUGUGGACUAUGGCCUCUGUCAACAUUUUUCCAGUCAAGACCGCAUUGACUUGGGGAAAAUUCCUGAAGAUUUGCUCAAACUUCCCAAAACAGCAUACCCCUGUGUCCUGAGGGGGGUUAGGCCUGCCGGAGAGGACGGUAACUGGAGCGAAGAGGCCACCAUCUACGUGCAGGAGCUUUUGAACUGCAACCUUAAAGUGGUCUUUCGAGAAGUUCUGUCCAACACACGCUGGACUGCGGACGUUCUGGUGGACGGCGUUCAUGUUGCCAACAAGCUGGUGGACGCUGGACACGCCAGGUAUACGGACGCCAUACUUGGACUCAGGUUUCAGGAGCAGAGUCUGCGACGACUUAUUGCCGACAUGGAGGUAGAACCCCGCCUAGAACCUAAAGUGGCCAAUGAGGACUCAACAGAAAGUUCUGACAAAGCCGCGAAGCUGGGAACAAAACAAUGUGUUCUGAUUUGACAACACCAGGAGUUGGAGUGCAGGGUUAACGUUGGGUUGUAUAGGAAAGCUUAAUCUAUACAAAUCUUUCAUAAGUAAGCUUUCACUCAUUCUUGUAAAAUCUUCAUUGGAUUCAUUUAGUGAAGGUACCAGUUUUAUUUCAAUUUAAAAGUUCAGUGAUGUUUCCAUUUCAUUUAAAAUGUCAAAAGUUGUAUUUUGUUUGGCAUUCAUGUGGUGUGCUCAAGCGUGUGAAGUAAACACAUAAAAUCA